GUGUGGGUGUUGAAAGAUCAGUUGACUGGCAGGUAAAUGGGAUGGUGACAAACUGUUAAUGGUUCAAAAGAAUUAUUUCAAAAGAAUGAUUUGAGGUCCGGAAAAUCUGCUGUAUAGUGAGAGAGUGGAGGAGCAUGAUCUGUUUAGUGACGAGAAGGUUAAGAGGUGACGUGAUCCUGGUCUGUAAGCGCCUAAAUGAGGAGGGGAUUGCUGAGAGCAGAGGGCUGUUUAAUUCCCAGGCAAAGGCAGAGCAAAAUCCACAGGAUGAGAGCUGAAGGGAGAAAAAUUCAGGCUGGCAAUAAGGGUCCAGUGUUUACCAGGGAGGGGAAUUCAUCAUUAGAACAGCUUCCCUAUGAGGGGGUGGAUUUUCCAUCACUGGGAGUCUGUCAGUGGAGAUGGGGUGUCUCUUUCUCAAAGCCCCGCUCUAGCUCAGCCAGGGGUUAAUGGGUAAGAGGUGAUACCACAAAGAUUCCCCGGACUUCAUUUUGUGUCCCCAGCUUCCAUUUUGAAUAGGCAAAAGUCACUCCACCAUUAGAAGCUGAAGUUCACCUGGUACUUCACUGCUGAAAGUAGGCCAAAAGGUCGAAAGUUGAGCGGGGGCAGAGGGAGGAAUAGAACUGGUAGAAAGCCAAAAAGGUGCAGAAUAACUCAAUGAUAAACAACUAGCGAUGAACAUGCACGGUAAAGAUCCGAUAGCUGACAGGACAGUAUAAAAGGCAAAUAGUUAAGACUAUUAAAACAGUUAGGAGCAGAGGGAAUGAAGAGAUCGAGUGGAGAGCCGACCUGAAAGAGCGGAGCCAAACGGAGUGAAGCAACCUGGAAAACCAGCAGCAGAGUCAACACAGCAAAAUCAGCAAAUAAGUUAAUUACAGGAUUGGCCACAAGUGUUGUCUUUGGGGGAAGAUUUAAGGUGCAAUUGACCUGGGGGCUGGAUUUCCACCCCCCAGACCGGCCGUGAGUCCCAGAUGGAGCCAGAGGUAGAGCCGGGCACGCUGGAUCCCCAGCGCUCCAGUGACAGCCGCGUCCCUACAGGCACUCCUGCAGCUGGCGACGAGGCACAGAGCGGGGACAAGGAGGGGAGUCCUGGCCCGGAGGACGGGGCGCUGUCAGGCGGGUCCGAGUGGGAGUUGUCCCCCAGCCCCGACCGGGAGUGGCUGCCGAUGACACUCCCCACUGCCAACUCAGGGAAACCCUACAACUGUGCUGACUGCGGCAAAGCCUUCACCUGGCCCUCGCACCUGGUGCAGCACCGGCGCAUGCACACGGGUGAGCGCCCUUACCGCUGUGCCGACUGCGGCAAAGGCUUCGCCGACAGCUCGUCCCUAGUUAAGCACGGCCGGACCCACACGGGAGAGCGCCCCUACACCUGCCCCCAGUGUGGCAAAGGCUUUGUGGACAGCUCGUCGCUCACCAAACAUGCCCGGACCCACACAGGCGAGCGUCCCUACUGCUGUCCCAGCUGUGGGCGCGGCUUCGCCGACAGCUCCCGGCUGGCCCAGCACCGACGCACCCAUGCUGGGGAGCGACCUUACUGCUGCCCCGACUGUGGGAGGGCAUUUGGCCGUCGGGCACACCUGAUCGAGCACCGGUACACCCACACUGGCGAGAAACCCCACCGCUGCCACCAGUGUGGCAAAGGGUUCAGCCAGAGCUCCAACCUGACGCAGCACCAGAAGACCCACCUGGCGGAGAAGCCUUUCAUUUGUCCACAGUGCGGGAAGGGGUUCUGUCUGCGCUCCCAGUUGGCCAAGCACCAGCGGCUGCACAGCCCUGACAACCCCCACCGCUGUCCCCAGUGCCACAAGGGCUUUGUGGACCGCUCACCGCUCCUCAAGCACCUGAGGAUCCACACCGGGGAGCGGCCCUUCCGGUGCACUGAGUGUGGGAAGACUUUCAGCAUGAGUUCACACCUCACACAGCACCAGCGAGUCCACACCGGUGAGAAACCCCACCACUGCCACCAGUGCGGCAAGGCAUUUGCCCAGAGCUCCAACCUGACGCAGCACCUGCGCACCCAUACUGGGGAGCGCCCAUACAAGUGCCCCAAAUGUGGCCGGGCCUUCAGUGAUAGCUCCAGCUUCUUGAGGCACCAGCGGCUGCACAGUGGGGAGCGGCCCUACCGCUGCCACCAAUGCGGCAAAGGCUUUGCUGAUGGCAAGGUGCUGCGGAAGCACCAACUGACCCAUAGCAGUGAGCGGCCCUUUGCCUGUGGGCAGUGUGGCCGCGCCUUUGCCCAGAGCUCCAACCUGGUGCAACACCAGGCCAUCCACACCGGGGAGCGGCCCCAUCGCUGCCACCAAUGCGGCAAAGGGUUCUGCUUUCCCUCACAACUGGCGCAGCACCGGAAGCUCCAUGCCACUAUUAUUGUGGUGGACGAUGGUGAUAACGAACUCCCCUCUCCAUCUGCCAACUAAGCCCCUCCAUUCCCCAGCUGCCCUGGGUGGGGAUUGAACCCGGGACUCCUCUGUUGCUUGAAUUACCGGGCGAAGAGGGUGAUACAGACUUGUAAUCCUUUAUCCAGCCACUAGAGGGGGACAGGGAGCAGAUUUAGUGCUAGAGCUGAUCAAGGGACAGAAAGAAAAACAGUUUCACUAAGUCAAUCUGGCUCUGGAACAAGACACUUUUUUUCUUUUAAUUGAAAUUGUUGGUGAUAUUUCCCCCCCAAAAGUCAUGUGACUAUAGGAAAAUCUCAGCUUUUAAAAAAAGUAAUUUUCUGAUCCUCAUAGUUGGGGAGAAAAGCUGAGAAAAUUACUCCAAAUGGCUCAGAAUCGUGUCUAAACAGACCUUUACAAUUAUGAUUUUCAGCAUCUCAUGAUGUUUUUAAGCCAUGACUAUUCUGGAGGCUGGCUCGUGAUUUUUGAAUGCUUAGAGCGGCCAUGCUGCUGGGGUUAAAUUUUGGAGAUAUUUGUGAACCCACUCCAAUCUCAAUGGAGUUGGUGGAAUUUGUUCAUGUGUCUCGCAGUUGUGAAGGGUUUAGGAAUCCAACAGAGGCUGAAUUUAUAGCCAGGAUUCUAAGGCUCUAGUGUAAUUCAUUGACUUAAUGCCUAUUGCCAGGUCUACCUCUAGUGCACAACCCUGGCUACUACAAUCCCACUGCUCACUCUCAGCUGGGGGAGUUACCCCUUUAGCUCAGGGUAGCAUGGGAUCAUGCGUUGGGGUUGGGGCUAACGGACAAGAGCUGGUCAGGAAAUGAUUUGUUUGUCCCCAUGAAAAUUUUUUAAUGAAAACAUGGUUGGGAAAAAUGUGUUUCCUUGAAAUUUUUCAUCUAAACUUUUGUGGGAAAUGUUCAGGGUUUUUGUCAACAAACCUAAAGCUGAGAAAAUUUGGGUUCCCCAAACCCAAACAGUUUCCAAGUAUUUUUCAAUGAACCCCACCAACUUUUCCAUGCAAUGGAAAUUUCUAGGGGAAAGAAAAAUGUUUUGUCAACAACAACAACAAAAGACCGGGGGGGCGGAGGGGGGGAAGGGGACGACGACAUUUCCCACCUAAAAGCCUUUGGACGUCCAGCAUUUGAUCAGCUUUGGAAGAGAGUCAUGUGCCCAAAUUCCUUCAGCUCCUGUAAUAAUCACCUUUGGGGGCUGAGACCCCAUGGGUUGGAUAUACAAGAAUAAACAACACAUCACAAUCGAAUUGGCUCCUUGCUUUUCAAGCCUUUUUGGAAAUGUCCCACUAUUGCUCCUAUUUGAUUUAAACCUCCCUGGUUUUAUAUAUGUAAUAUGAAAAUUAACAUUUUCCUCCAUUCUUUUCCCAAAACUUUUAUGUGUUUAUUUUUUUAGAAAACCAACACUUAAAAAUAGAACUUAGGGAAGAUUAGAAAUAACAACCUACAUUUUUUGUUGUAUUUGUUAAAACACAAAACAAAAAAUAAAAACCAAGGAAAGUUUUUUUUUCACCAGGCAAAAAACUUUGUUAACUACAGGAUUCUAACAACAGUAUCACAAAUUAAGGGAUAACCAUUAAUAACCUUAACUCUGCCCUUCAGGACGUGUUUUGUUACAGACUGGGCUACUGUUGUUAGGACUCCACCACUUGGAUUUGGAUGUUAGGAGUUAGACUUCCCAGCUGGGAUUUUUCAAAGGAGUUGAAGAGAAUUUGGUUUCUAAAUUCAAUGGGAUUAAAUUAAUUAGAGUGAAUUGACAUUUUGUAAGCAAAACAUAUUCCUGGCAAAAAAUGAAGUUUAGUGAAAAAUGGGAGUUUUUCUCAUGAACAUGUUAUUUUCAACAAAAAAUGUUGACUAGUGAUUACAAAAUGCACAUUUCUGUUUCACUUCAAAUUGGAUUUUUUGCUUUGCUCUCCUCUCGUCAAACACACUUUCUGUCUCACUUCUCCUUUCACCCAUCAUUUGCAGUGAGGAAAAAAAGAGGGGAGA
Mauremys mutica (yellowpond turtle) is the source of this 4369-nucleotide messenger RNA. RefSeq names its product zinc finger protein 497-like. The record is from RefSeq and is a predicted model, not a curated record. Lineage: Eukaryota; Metazoa; Chordata; Testudines; Geoemydidae. The transcript has 4 exons. Bases 966 to 2414 code for a protein of 482 amino acids. Gene Ontology annotation, biological process: regulation of cytokine production; negative regulation of transcription by RNA polymerase II; regulation of immune system process.